GUAUUAGUUGUAUGAUCUCAAACGAGAUCUUCCUCCAAUCGUGCCGGCCUCAACGACGCGUCCCAUUUCUCCAUUAUUUUUUCCCAUUUUUCCAAUAUUCUCCGUCCCAUUUGUGAAACUGAAACCAACUUCUUCUUCUUCUUUCUUUUUUCCGCUUUCAAAUACUGCUUACUGCUGCUAUGCAGAGUGGUAGAACAUUAUUGAUUGAUUGAGUUCAAUCUUGCUACCAGGAAUACCGAUUGAAUUGAAUGGCGUCGUCUUCUUCGACUGCUGCAUCUGUGGGAAGGCCGUCAUCGUCACACAGGUCGGAGAGGCCUCCUCUCUCUGCUUCUGCUUCUGCUUCUGCAUCUGCAUAUGCUGCGAGUAAUGUGAAUAGUUCAAGAAGUUCUCGUUCAAGUAUUCCUACUUCAUUGUCUUCUUCUACUAACGGUAUUCCUACUUCAAGACGCUCUCGUUCCCUGACUCCCAGUUCUCGGACUCGUUCGCCUUCGCCUUCGCCUUCUUCCUCCUCUUAUCUUUCCAACGAUCCAGAACCUGGAAGAGUAAGAGUUGCUGUUAGACUUCGUCCAAGAAUUGCAGCAGAUCUUUCAGAUGCUGAUUAUCCUGAUUGUGUUGAAGUGCAGCCAGAGCUCAAGAAGUUAAAGCUGAGAAAAAACAAUUGGAGUGCUGAGUAUUUUAGGUUUGAUGAAGUAUUUGCAACAAGUGCGUCUCAAAAGCGUGUUUAUGAGGUGGUUGCUAAACCGGUUGUUGAGAGUGUGUUGGAUGGAUACAACGGGACAGUGAUGGCAUAUGGUCAAACAGGCACUGGGAAGACUUAUACCCUUGGUAGAAUGGGUAAAGACGAUGAUUCCAAGCGUGGUAUCAUGGUUAGAGCUUUAGAAGACAUAACUGCAAAUACAUCUCCCACAUCUGAUUGUGUGGAAAUUUCAUACCUCCAGCUUUAUAUGGAAUCUAUCCAAGAUUUGCUUGCACCUGAAAAGACAAACAUCCCGAUCGUCGAGGAUGGAAGGACUGGAGAAGUAUCAGUCCCUGGUGCCACUGUUGUAAAAAUAAAUAGCAUGGACCAAUUUGUACAACUGCUGCACAUGGGUGAAGCAAACCGUCAUGCAGCUAAUACAAAAUUAAAUACAGAAUCAUCACGCAGCCAUGCAAUUCUUAUGGUAUUUAUCCGUAGAUCUGUACGCGAGCAAGAAGGAUUGGACAUCUCUUUACGGGAAACAGAAAUAGACAAAAAAACAGGUAGACCAGGAUAUCAUGUUCCAACAAUUCGGAAAAGCAAGCUGCUCAUAGUUGAUCUUGCAGGAUCUGAGCGAUUGGAUAAAUCUGGGAGUGAAGGUCACUUGCGUGAAGAGGCUAAAUUUAUCAAUCUGUCCCUUACUUCUUUAGGAAAAUGUAUUAAUGCACUGGCUGAAAAUAGUCCUCAUAUUCCCACAAGAGAUUCUAAACUAACCAGAUUGCUUCGUGAUUCAUUUGGAGGUUCAGCGAGGACUUCACUUAUAGUAACUAUAGGGCCAUCUUCUCGUCAUCAUGCAGAAACCUCAAGCACUAUAAUGUUUGGACAACGGGCCAUGAAAAUUGUAAAUGCAGUAAAGCUAAAAGAAGAAUUUGAUUAUGAAAGCUUAUGCCGGAAGCUUGAGAUUCAAGUUGACCACCUUACUGAAGAAGUGGAUAAGCAGCAAAAGUUGAGGGAGAAUUGCAGAAGUGAAAUGGAAAUCAAGCUUAGAGAAUACCAAAAUUCAUUUGCUGAAGCAGAAAAGAGUUUGGUUUCCAGGUCUGAGUUUUUAGAGCAGGAGAAUGCUUCUUUAGAAUCCAGGAUGAAAGAUUUUGUAAAAGAACUCAAAAGCCUAAAAGACCAUAAUGAUCUGAUGCAUGAUGAGAUUGCACGACUUGAAAAGAGUAUGAAGAAUAACAAGUUGCUGGAGAAGGAGAAUUCUCAGUUGGCACAGAAGUUGAAAGAUGUAUUGGAUGAUUUGUCUCAGCAGAAAAAUUAUAAUGACGUAAUGAGAGAUGAAGUUGCUAGCCUAGAAAUGAGUUUAAAGCUCAGCAAGCAACAGCAGCUAGAAAAUUCUACAUAUCAGAAAGUGCUUGCGGAUACCACCCAAAUGUAUGAGAAGAAAAUAGCUGAUCUGAUGAAACAAUCAGAAAAUUCACAUGCACGAGCUGAAAGUGCUGAAGGACAUUUGGAAGAACUGAAGAAAAAACUAACUGAUAAUCAGAUCUUGAUGCAGCAUGUUCAGAUGGAAAAUUCUAGAUACCAGAAGACACUUGCAGAGACCACUCAGAUGUAUGAAGGGAAAAUAGCUUCUUUGACUCGGGAGAUCAAUGAAGAGCAUGCGCGGUAUAUUGAUGCAGAAGAGCAGUUAAACAUAUUAAGAAAGCUCUCAAGUGGUCAGCAAAACUCAGUCCAGAUUUUGGAGCAAAAAGAGAUCAGAGAGCUUAAGUCUAGAUUACAAGAAAUGCAUCAAGUGCAUGAGGCAACUGUCAAUGAACUGCAAUCUCUGAAAAAAGAACACAAUGAUCUGGAAGCAGAAAAGGGUAGAUUAAAUGAUGAAAUUCAUACCCUGAGGCAAGCACUCAAAGUAGAGGAAAUGCGAAGGAAGGCUGCUGAAAAUGAUCUGGUUAAUAUCAAGAAGGUUGUGCCAGAAUCUGAAGAUGGGUUUGAGGAGAAGAGGUCAUAUACAAAAGAAAAAUUGAACAGAGGACCUUCGUCAUUUGGCCAAAGGAGCAGUAUUGCGAAGAUAUGUGAAGAAGUUGGCCUCCAAAAGAUAUUAUCCUUGCUAACAUGUGAAGAGUUGGAUGUCCAAAUUCAUGCGGUGAAAGUGGUAGCCAAUCUUGCCGCUGAAGACAGCAACCAAGAGAGGAUUGUUCAUGAAGGGGGUCUGGAAGCACUGCUCAUGCUGCUGCAGUCAUCAGAGAAUACAACCAUACUCAGGGUGGCUUCUGGUGCUAUUGCCAAUUUGGCCAUGAAUGAGUUGAAUCAAGGCCUAAUAGCAAGUAAAGCUGGUGUUCGGCUUCUUGCAAAUACAGCUACCAAAAGGGAUGACCCACAAACUCUGAGAAUGGUGGCUGGAGCAAUUGCAAAUUUGUGUGGAAAUGAAAGCUUACAUGUAAUCCUGAGAGAAGAUGGGGCCAUUAAAGCUCUCGUCAAAAUGGCUAGAUAUGGGAAUAUUGAUGUCAUAGCUCAGGUAGCCAGAGGAAUGGCUAACUUUGCAAAGUGUGAAUCUCGAGGAAUACUUCAAGGAAAUAGGAGAGGGCGUUCACCAUUAAUGGAAGAUAAUGCUCUAGCAUGGUUGAUCGCAAACUCCAAUACCACUUCUAGUUCAGCUCGGCGUCACAUAGAACUUGCUCUUUGUCAUUUGGCACAAAAUGAAUACAAUGCUAAGGAUUUUGUAUCCAGUGGAGGAUUGAAAGAACUGAUUCGAAUAUCGGUGGAGUCUUCAAGAGAAGACAUCCGCAACUUGGCGAGCAAGACACUGAAGUUAAGUUCAGCAUUUCAAGCUGCUGUUGAUGCACUGUGAAGCAGGAUGUAUAUACAAAACAAUUAAUAUUAGGAUUCUUGGUCAUUUCUUUACAUAGACAUAUCAUCGUUAAGUAGGUCUUCUGUGCUGCCAAAAACAAUCACACUCCUUUUACAGGUACUGUCCCGGGUAAGAGGUGGAAUUCUUUUCUUUUUUUGGCUGAUGUAAAAGAUUUUGACGAAUUCCAAGCAAUAAAGCAUAACAAAUGAAGUUACCCGGUUUU
Coffea eugenioides is the source of this 3741-nucleotide messenger RNA. Its product is annotated as kinesin-like protein KIN-UC. The record is from RefSeq and is a predicted model, not a curated record. The coding region runs from base 249 to 3518 and encodes 1089 amino acids. Gene Ontology annotation, biological process: mitotic spindle organization; microtubule-based movement. NCBI's taxonomy places the organism in Eukaryota, Viridiplantae, Streptophyta, Magnoliopsida, Gentianales, Rubiaceae. The transcript is spliced from 22 exons. Gene Ontology annotation, molecular function: microtubule motor activity; microtubule binding; ATP binding.